Molecule: messenger RNA, 486 nt
Organism: Laccaria bicolor S238N-H82
Lineage: Eukaryota; Fungi; Basidiomycota; Agaricomycetes; Agaricales; Hydnangiaceae
Exons: 3
Cellular component (GO): nucleus
Source: RefSeq, a predicted model, not a curated record
AAGAAAGAAAAAGUAUAUCAUCCCUCUUCGCGCAAAGCAGGACAACUCGCUCGGCAUGCGCUUCGCAAAGGGAAACUCGGAAAUCUUGCAUCGAAACGGGGGCAGAAACACAAUUCACUAGUGGAUCUAUAUGGAUUCUUUUACCAUGCUAUGCCCGAAGAAGGGGUUCUAACACUGGAGGAACUACACCACAUUGUUGGAAACGUCUGGUUAACCCGCUUUGACGAGGAGCUGGAGGAAGAAAAGGCUGCGCGUAGAAAAGGACGGCCGAAAAGUUCCAGGGAAGUAUAUCUGGAAGAUCUGAAGCUGAGAGAGGCGGAGGAGUAUCGCACAGGAAUGGAGGUGAUAGAUCUUACACACCCACCCACGGUUGAGGUCUUUCGACGCUGGGACCAAAAAGAAGUUGCCUUCAUCCAACUUCUUCGUUUCAUACGUAUUUUCAGCCCAGAGCACGAGCACUUUAUCGUUUCAAGACCUGGCAAACAU